Molecule: messenger RNA, 295 nt
Organism: Durusdinium trenchii
Lineage: Eukaryota; Dinophyceae; Suessiales; Symbiodiniaceae
Source: the annotation of a GenBank genome assembly
GAGAUGGCCCUCGCAGCCGGGGAAGAUGCCGCUCUAUGUGCAACGAGCCUUUGUGGUGAAGAUGUUCGGAGCACUGGCCCUGCAGAUCCUCACCUGCCUCGCCUUGAUGCUUGGGCUCUGCGAGCAGUUCCACUUCAUGGCCUACGUGCCCAACAACGGCACGUCGACCUCGGUCUUCGCGGAUGUGACGCCUGGAACACGGGGAAGCCUUAAGGACAAAGGCCUUUUCCGAAGAGAGAGCUUGAUGGUUGUUCUUUCUUUUUUGAAAGAAGGGGUGAAUCCCCGACACCGGUGA